Molecule: messenger RNA, 1016 nt
Organism: Rhinichthys klamathensis goyatoka
Lineage: Eukaryota; Metazoa; Chordata; Actinopteri; Cypriniformes; Leuciscidae
Exons: 4
Coding region: 28-900 (290 amino acids)
Molecular function (GO): protein binding
Source: RefSeq, a predicted model, not a curated record
AGAGCUGGAAACAAACAUCAGUGAAGAAUGAUGAAUUUAGUACAGCAUCAGGUAGAUGGAGGACUCAAUGAGAAUGAGAUCAGUCAACAGCUCAGAUCUGAGGACGGAGGACAGAAUACACCUCAAACAGACACUUCGAGAGAUGAAGCUUCAACUGACAGCCGACAAAACUACCAUCUGUUCUUCACUGACAUCCAUGCAGCGCUGAGAGAACUGACCGCCACAGUUACAGAGCAGAAAACCAUCAUCAGAGAACUGACCGCCACAGUUACAGAGCAGAAAACAAACAUCAGAGAACUGACCGCCACAGUUACAGAGCAGAAAACACACAUCAGAGCUUUAGAAACGCGAUUGAGGGAUGCGGAGAAGGCUGCAGAACAACAGACGUUUAUUCUGGAAGAGCUGAACAAGAAAAAUGAUGAAAUAUCAAAUCUUACUCUGGGUCAAGUGGAGUUGAGAAAGGAAAAUAGAGACAGAAAAAUAGCUUUUUCAGCGGGACUGAUUUCAUCUGGCUAUUUAGAAAUUGGUCCUAUUACCACUGAUAUCACACUCACCUACAGGAAAGUCUUCACAAACAUAGGGAACUCCUACAACCCAAUCACAGGUAUUUUCACAGCGCCGCUGAAAGGAGCGUACAUGUUCAGAAUCUCUGUACAUGGUAAUGGCGAAACUGCAGCAAAUGCAGCCAUCUUUAAGAAUGGAGAGCAUGUGGUUAUUGCACAUGAUGAACAGGCUCCGGCUCAGGGAAAGAAAAACUUGAAAAACUCCUCGAAUGGAGCUGUGUUGAUUCUGGAGGCUGGAGAUGUCGUCUAUGUGAGACUUAGGUCAAAUGGGAGUAUAGCAGAUAACCACGAAAACUACAACACUUUCAGUGGUUUCCUACUGUUUCCCUUAAGAUAAGAUGAGCUUUGCAGAAUGUGAUUCCAAUAAUACUGAACCUUCAGUGUAUGAUUUAAAAUGGAAAUCAUGAAGAAUCAUUAACAAAUGAAUCUGUAUUAAUGAGAACUAAUGUGUGU